GAGCUUCUCGAUCUCUGCUACGAUGUCCUGAUACGCAUCAUAGAGGAGCUUAAUCCCGAAGACUUAGCUGCAUGUUCGAAGUGCUCUCACGGUUUCAAUGCCUUCAUCAAAGAGAAUCGGAGGAUAUUUCGAACUUUAUAUCUCAAGAACUUUGAUGAUCCGCGCCGAAUUCCAGGCUUGCCUGAGCCGCAAUGGGAGACGGAACUACCGAAGAUAAUCAUGUGCAAGAAAAUCCUCAUGUCUGAUGAUGUGGAAACCAAAACAUCCCAUUUCGGACUCGUCACGAGCGUGAUGAGUGAUCUUCUCCACACAGCCUCAAAAGACCCAGAUGAUUCGGAAGGAAGCUCUUUGAAUCUUUCCUUUCUAGCUGUCUCGUUCAAGAAUCCGGACAACAAAGCGACAUUCCUAGCAGGAUCGUCUAUGUUCGAACGCGCAGGUCUAUUCCGAAUCUCGGUCGAUACCCUUGAGCCGCAUGAACUACGCCAACUCACCGCCCGGCUACACUGCUACCACGGUACGAGCUCACCUGAGCAGAUCUUACAUGGCCAUACAUUGCAAGCACUCGCCCGAUCCCGGGUGUAUGACUUGCGGAACUACACUAGUAAGACGUUCUGGGGGCCGUAUCUCAACGACGGGACUCUUGACGUUGACUGGGAGAUGGUCGAAGCUAUUCAAAUCAUCUUAUCGCGGAACUUCAGAGCUUAUGUUGCCACGCCGGGGAAGAUAGAACCGAGUUGGGCGCGACCAUUCGCCGGAGUGGCACGAAGUACGCUUCAAUCAUCGUAUGUUCCUUUACCAUACGAGCCUGAGAUACCGCUGGAAGCUCAAGAUCCAUAUGCCAUAUCCGGGAACUGGAUUCGAAUCGUUUGUUUUCUAGACUAUAACGAUCUUUUCGCAUUCAACUUCGGCGGUUCGCAAGAGCCCCCAGAAGACCAACCCCGAAGUCCACUUCACGCCGGAGAAGCUACACGACUUAUCCGUAUGAUAAUCAAAGUUUCGAGUAUCGAACCACCUACCGUAAAGGGCAAACUACCAAACGUGAACUUCGAGGGCAAGUCCCAAGCUAUAGAUGCUUCGUGGGAUGCUAAUGCCAAUUCUCGCAUCAGAGGUACUGUAAGCAUGACGCCAUCAGGCGAAGUUCGAUGGACAACGAUAUCAAUCUUCUCGACGGGCGAAGAGCGGUGGCGGAGUGAGAGCAUUCAGGUAGGUGGCGUGCGCUCAGAAAGAGGAGUCAUAGGCACCUGGUUCGACAAGGACUUCGAUCCCCACGGACCCGCAGGUCCUACGGCGUUUUGGAAAUAUAGCGAUGAAACU
Messenger RNA from Mytilinidion resinicola, 1314 nucleotides. RefSeq lists its product as uncharacterized. The record is from RefSeq and is a predicted model, not a curated record. Gene Ontology annotation, molecular function: protein binding. NCBI's taxonomy places the organism in Eukaryota, Fungi, Ascomycota, Dothideomycetes, Mytilinidiales, Mytilinidiaceae. The transcript is spliced from 7 exons. The annotation marks the transcript as partial.